Seminavis robusta is the source of this 510-nucleotide messenger RNA. NCBI's taxonomy places the organism in Eukaryota, Bacillariophyta, Bacillariophyceae, Naviculales, Naviculaceae. The record is from the annotation of a GenBank genome assembly.
AUGGUGGUGUGUAUCCUUUGGCUCGCUGUGAGGCUGCUUCCAGCCUUCAGGGUGGGUCCUUCCUUUGCUGCAUUUUCGAACCAUGCCAUAUGGCUGAAUCCAUCCAGGAGGAGCGCAACCUCCGUCGUGAAGCAAGCUUUCCAGUCCGUCCAUCGACUGAAUAGUUCGCGAUGGAUGUGGGAAGCAACGAGCAGUGCUUCCCACUUGUUGGUGCCCCUUCUCCAUGGUCGGCCAAUGGGAUCUCGUACCGUUUCUAUGCUCACCUGCUCACCUGAAAGAAUCGAAUCAUUUGGAAACUGCAAAAGUGGGUUCGUUGCUGCUUACUUGCUUCUUUUGCUGCUUACUCAUCUCGCUUCUUUUCACGCCGCGCACUUGAUGUCAUUGGCGGAGGUUGUCUUUCUCCGGAACCACUUUCCAAAACCUGCACUUUCCUGCGGAAACCAUGACACUUUUUCCAGCUCUGCUGGUCUGAUUGAUCGAUCUCUAGCCAGCCGAAGAUCCAAAGUGUAA